This is a messenger RNA of Acanthopagrus latus (yellowfin seabream), 1487 nucleotides long. RefSeq names its product golgi SNAP receptor complex member 2 (gene gosr2). The record is from RefSeq and is a predicted model, not a curated record. Gene Ontology annotation, cellular component: SNARE complex; Golgi apparatus; ER to Golgi transport vesicle membrane. The transcript is spliced from 6 exons. The coding region runs from base 151 to 789 and encodes 212 amino acids. Gene Ontology annotation, molecular function: SNAP receptor activity; SNARE binding. Gene Ontology annotation, biological process: vesicle fusion; intra-Golgi vesicle-mediated transport. Lineage: Eukaryota; Metazoa; Chordata; Actinopteri; Spariformes; Sparidae.
CCUAUUUCCGUACACAAACUGCUGAUGACGUGUACGCUCCCCCACUGUUAGCUAGCUAGCUAGCUUAGCCAGCUGUCAGAAUAAGGGUGUUGAAGAAAAGUAACGGGACAAAGCGGCGGGAGACUAAACACCCCCAACAAAUCGCGGAAGAUGGAGACUCUUUACCAUCAGACGAACAAACACAUCCAGGAGGUGCAGUCUCUUAUGGGCAAUCUGGAGAGGACGGAUCGUCAGUCAGUACACUUGUUAGAGAAUGAACUGCAGGCGAGAACCGACCAGAUCUUCACUCAUUUAGAACGUCUCGAGAUCCUGGCCAGCAAGGAGCCACCAAACCGCCGGCAGAACGCCAAACUGCGAGUGGAUCAGCUUAAGUAUGACGUCCAGCACCUUCGGACCGCCCUGCAAAACUUCCAGCACCGACGCUACGCCAGAGAGGCCCAGGAGAGAGAGAGGGAGGAGCUCAUGAGCCGUACCUUCACCACCAACGACGCAGAUACCUCCAUCCCCAUAGAUGAGACUCUUCAGUUGAACUCCAACUUGCACAACGCACACAGAGGCAUGGACGACCUCCUGGGCAGCGGCAGCAGCAUCCUCAACGGCCUCAGAGAUCAAAGAUCUACGCUGAAGGGGACCCACAAGAAGAUGCUGGACGUGGCCAACAUGUUGGGGCUGUCGAACACGGUGAUGAGGCUGAUAGAGAGACGAGCCACCCAGGACAAGUUCAUCAUGAUCGGAGGCAUGCUGCUGACCUGCGUCUUCAUGUUCCUGGUAAUCAGAUACCUGGGCUGACCACCUUCAAUCCAUCCACCCGCAUCGGUGGGUCUCUCUGAUCAGUCGUGGACAUUCUUCUGCAAGCACACCAUCAUCCCUCAUGAUAUGAAGAGUGGCCGAAUUUUUAACAUCAGAUUUACGUGAUUUUUAUAAAUGGUGCCAUUACAGUUUGUAAUGAGAUGUAAAUGGUUAAUUAAGAAGACCUUAAUUACAGACAGUAUUUUAUUCCACUUGAGGCUCCGAUAGAGCGUUGAACUUUCUGAUCGUAGAUCUGCUCCUUUCCUCAGAUUGCUGCCACUCAUACGUGACCUAAUCAAAACCACUCGGAAACUGUAAAUCCCUCUUGUGAUUGUACCCAAAUGGCUUUUUAAAGCACUCAUACAAACUGAUCUUUGCAUUUGCCUCCAGUGAAAACCUGUUUGUUUCGCUCGUUCAUCUGUCAGUAAUGUGUCGUCAGUGUCAUUCUGCCUUGGUAAGCAUUGUUCAUAGACAAAGACAUUCUACUGUGCAAAUACUCAUUAAAAUUAAUUUAGGUUAUGUGUAGCUGAUUUUACAUGCCCGAUACAAACAGGAUGGCAAUAAGGAUCUGUUCAGAAAACCAAUGGAAGCAGCAUUUAUUUUGUAAUUGUUCUACUUUCUCUUGGAUUUAUGCUUUGGUCGAGUCUCACUAUGUGAGUGACUUCAUUCUCUUAAUAAAUUAAAACAUGUUUCAUUUC